GGCAGACGGACUGCGCCGGCUGGAGUUAUGCUUGAGCUCCAGGAAAGAUAUAUCUCCCCUGGCUCCCCCCUCGGUGCGCCCUCGCUGCUCUCCCCACUUCUCUUCCACCCACAUCCACUUUCCAGUCUCUUUUGGAGCAGACGAUAAGGACAGGCAGCCGUGCGUCCAGGCGCACCUCUGUGCAUCAUCAUUGGAUCCUUUACCAACUGUUUUUGUUUUUAAUUUCCCUCCUGUUUCUGGACUAAAAUGAAGACUCUUUUGGUUGUGAAGGGGGUUAGAGAGAGCCUCGCCACCUCUGUCCCUCCCCAAAUAUUUGGCAGCAGAUGCUGGUGAUCUGUGUGGAGCGGCUGAAUAAAUGGGAGCACUCUCCAAGGAAGGGGGGCUUGCAGCAAGCAGCGGUUUUCACUCCCGGACUCUGGUACGUGUCUGAGAAUGCACGGUCCACCACAGAGGAUUCUGCUGGUGCGAGUGCUUCUCUUGGAUUGAUUGCAGCGGAGGGAGAUGAUGCUCACAUUUUUGCAUUGACAGUUAAGGUCAAUGGAGAGAGCUGAAGGUCUGUUUUUCAUCCCACUUUCAUUUGCAUUGUUUUAAAAAGAGUCUCACACUUCGUCGGCUCCUCUUUGGAUGCGAACCCCCUCCAUCUUUUUCCUCUCCCUUUGUGGCCAACGCCGCAAAGUUAAAUGCUGGAUUCGGAUUUCAGCAACCAUUUUCGGCUGUAAAAAUGCUGAGCGGCGUCCUGUUUCUGAGCUUCCUCACGGUCACAAGCCUGACACCGUCUGAAACGGAGAGCCGGAAAACUUCAGCAUCGAAGGACAUCUGCAAGAUCCGCUGCGAGUGCGAGGAGAGGGAGAACGUCCUCAACAUCAACUGUGAAAAUAAAGGAUUUACCACCGUCAGUCAGUUCCAGGCGCCGGCGAACAAGAUCUCUCAGCUUUUUCUCAACGGAAACUUUCUGUCACGAAUCAGUGCCAACGAGUUUGUCAAUUAUGGCAACGUCACGUCGCUGCACCUCGGGAAUAAUGGCUUACAAGAAAUCCGCACCAACGCUUUUAAUGGGCUGCGUUUCCUGAAGCGGCUGCACUUGAACAACAACAACCUGGAGGUAAUCAAGGAGGACACCUUUGCAGGUCUGGAGAGUUUGGAGUACCUGCAGGCUGAUUAUAAUUACAUAAGCACCAUUGAACCCGGGGCGUUCAGCAAGCUGAAUAAACUCAAAGUCUUAAUUCUCAAUGACAACCUGCUGUUGGCGCUGCCCCCGAAUAUAUUCCGCUUCGUCCUGCUCACUCACUUGGAUUUACGUGGUAACCGGCUGAAGAUGCUGCCGUUCGCAGGUGUUCUGGAGCACAUCGGCGGCAUCAUGGAGAUCCAGCUGGAGGAGAACCCCUGGAAUUGUACCUGCGAUUUGAUCCCUCUCAAAUCCUGGUUGGACACCAUUUCGGUCUUUGUCGGGGACAUUGUGUGCGAGACGCCGUUUCGGCUGCACGGUAAAGACAUCACGCAGCUCAUAAAGCAGGAUCUGUGUCCUCGGAGGAAUGCUGGUGAGCGCGCGCACCCCCCCUCCGACUCUCACUAUCAAGGGGCCCUUCCCCCGACCUACCACCCAGGCGUGAGCACCCCCACCCGGGCCCCUAAAGCUUCCCGCCCUCCCAAAAUGCGCCACAGACCGACUCCCCGCAUCUCAAAGGACAAACACGUCUUUGGGCCCAUUAUGGUUUACCAGACGCGCUCUCCCGUGCCCAUGUUGUGUCCCAGUGUGUGUGUGUGCACAUCUCAGAACCCUGACAGUGGACUAAACAUUAACUGCCAAGAGCGCAAGUUGCAUAAUAUCAGCGAGCUGAACCCCAAGCCCUCUUACCCAAAGAAGCUCCACCUCACUGGCAAUUACUUACAAGUGAUUUAUAGGACUGAUCUGACCGAGUACAGCUCGCUGGAGCUUCUCCAUUUAGGAAAUAACCGAAUCGCAGUGAUUCAAGAGGGGGCGUUUGAGAAUUUAACCAACCUCAGACGGCUUUAUCUUAAUGGGAAUUACAUUGAAUCGCUGUCACAGUCUUUAUUCGCUGGUCUGCAGUCUCUCCAGUAUCUGUACUUGGAAUAUAACAUCAUCAAAGAAAUCAUGCCAGAGACCUUUAAUGCCUUGCACAACCUGCAGCUGCUCUUUCUCAACAACAACCUGUUGAGAUCCGUGCCGGACAACGUCUUCGGCGGCACCAUGCUCACCAGACUCAACCUGCGGAAUAAUCACUUCUCCUACCUUCCGGUCCGGGGCGUUCUGGACCAGCUGUCGGCGUUCAUCCAGAUUGACCUGCAGGAGAACCCGUGGGACUGCACCUGUGACAUUGUGGCGCUAAAAAACUGGAUGGAGUUGUCCAGUACCAGCGUGGUGGUGAAUGAAAUCACUUGUGACUCCCCUUCUAAGCAUGCGGGUCGCCUGCUGCGCUCGCUCCGGAAUGAGGCCAUCUGCCCGGAGCCAAGUGAGGUUCCUCCACUCCAGCAGGCGCCCCCCACAAAGGCCCCUACAUUAAUAACCCCUCAGACCACCGAACCCACGCUGCCCUCGCCGUCCCCUUCGUUUAGCUCACCCAGCCCCACUGAAUCCCGAAUUAGUUCCCCGGAGUUGCAUCCAGAGGUCCCUCUUUCAGUCCUGAUCCUGGGGCUUCUAGUUGUCUUCAUUCUCUCAGUUUGCUUCGGCGCUGGGCUCUUUGUAUUUGUCCUGAAACGGCGUAAAGGGGUGGAACACGUCCCAGCAGGCGCCAACAACUUGGACCUCAACUCUUUCCAAGUCCAAUAUGGAUCCUACAAUCCUGAACCCACGCAAGACAAAACAUCAGAGAGCCACGUUUACAACUACAUCCCCCCGCCCAUGAGCUCCAUGUGCCAAAACCCCAUAUACAUGCAGAAAGACGGCGAGCAGGUGGCGUUCUAUCGCAACCUCAAGGAGCUCAGCUUUGGCCCCCUGGAUGCAAAGAAGGAGGACGUCCUGACCCGCAGCCCGGGGGCCUACACCAUCAGCACAGUGGAUUUUAUGGAUAAAUCACCAACACCCUGUAGUGUGGCCACCCCAGAGCCUUCAGAGGGGUUGUACCAAAACUUGGGUGAGAGGCUCAACAAAGAGCUUCCCACCUCUGCGAACAUCCCCCCUUUUAGUUACAACUUUUGCACUUUACCCAAGAGACCUUGCAUCGUGCCCCCUUACGAGGCCGCCACGGCCCGGCGGCACGUCACCAACACAGACAGAGUAAACAAAACGGUACUGUACGGCACCCCCAGGAAAUACUACGGGGCUGAGCAACCGUCCAAAAAGAACGAGCACCCACUUCUGCUCCCUGGGAAGCUAAAAACAGAACCAGACUACCUGGAGGUUCUGGAGAAACACACUGCUAUGAGCCAACUGUAAAAUAGCGAAGGUAACCCCUCCCAGGAUCUGUGCAGUACUCAUAGUAAUCACGCUGUACUGUAAUAAUAGCCCUCUCUAUAUAUCUAUCUUAUCUAUCUGUGUUCAACCCUAUAUGAUUGACUGGAAUCAAAACGAAGCCUCUGAUGAUUUUUGUUUUCUGGUUUCAUUCGUUUUCUGUAAAAAAAAAAAAGAAAAAAAAGGAAAAUAAGAGGUAUAUUCAUACGCAGUUCUAUUUUUCUCCUGGAUCAUAUACAGCUGUUUUUAAAAAGACUGACGGCAGGUAAAGUGCAAGACUCUGUAUGGAUUUUCUGUGAAACACUAUGUUGUGAGACGCGUGAAAAAAAUACGACAACGGAAGAGGAAACGCUACAGAUGUAAAUAUGUAGCCUCUGCAGACCACGGGUGAGUGACGAACCACACGAGCAAAUCCCUCCUUUCCCCGGCAAAAUCUCACUCUAUUUACUCCAGAAUGUGCCUUUGCACUAAACUAUUUUAUCUCUGAUGCUCUCCGCAAAUUGGAUUUUGUUUUGUUGUUGAGGGGGGGACAAAUGCUGUAUUUUCAGGAGUCUUUAUGUAAAAUAGGAGAUUUAUUUGUCAGUUAAAGAAAAGAAAAAAAAUAUGAUGAAAAAAAGAUAUGAUUUAUCAUAUGACAAAGAAAGAUGUUAUUUUUGUUUCCAUCCAAAAAAAAAGUGUCUUUUGGAGAUGUACAACUUGUAUGCUAUAGGGGAGCAAUAUCAUGCGGCAAAAUUGCGCCAUUAAAUUUUCACUGAAGCACUUUGUCAAGAUCCUGAGCUUGAGGUGAUUAUUUUUGGAUACUGCCUGUGCUUGACCGUGAGUGUGUGCGCGUGUGAGUGUGUGUGUGUGUGUGUGUGAGAGAGAGAGAGAGAGAGAGAGAGAGAGAGAGAGAGCGAGCGCGAGGCACGCACUGCUA
Molecule: messenger RNA, 4325 nt
Organism: Synchiropus splendidus (mandarinfish)
Lineage: Eukaryota; Metazoa; Chordata; Actinopteri; Syngnathiformes; Callionymidae
Gene: slitrk2
Product: SLIT and NTRK-like family, member 2
Exons: 1
Coding region: 722-3394 (890 amino acids)
Biological process (GO): axonogenesis; regulation of presynapse assembly; positive regulation of synapse assembly
Cellular component (GO): membrane; glutamatergic synapse
Molecular function (GO): protein binding
Source: RefSeq, a predicted model, not a curated record